AUCUUUAGCACCGCCACGGAUUACAGUGCGCAGUGUGUCACAGACUGCGUCGCGGCGUCGCCUGGUUUUACCUCAGCGUGUAGCCUACUUAUUAUUAAAAAUAAUAAUAAUAAUAAUAAUAAUAAAAAGCCUAAAGAAAAAGAUCAACAUAAAACAGAAGUGAUGGGGGAAUGACAACAAAGCCCGUCCCUCCGUCUGCGGUUCUCUGUCACCGAGAAGACCCCCAAGGAUGCUGCCGCUCUCCAGCCCGCGGACCGGACGCCUGCGCCGGGCCUCGCUGCUGCUGCUCGCCGUGGUCCUCCUCUGUGUCGUCCCUCUCGGCGCCAGCCUUCCAGCUGGCAGUAAGUGCCCUCUCCAUAUAGACUGUGCCAGAGAGGGACGCCACUUCUGCAGGCCUGGCUCCUCCCGAUGUGGCCCCUGCCUCUCCCCAUUGGAGGAGAACAAUGAGGGUCGCUGCGUGGUGAGGAAGAGGCACCAUCAGCAUGGUAAAGCGGCUUUCUACCCUGACCUGGAUGAAGAGAUCGAUUACCUUCACGCCGUCAUUGAAAAACAGGAACUGACAGAGAUCAAAACAACAAAACAAAGCAAACAUCCUGUGGCCAAAGCAGAUGUUAUUAAAAGCAGGACAGAUGCCUCCAAACUCAAACAGACAAGCAAGGAUCGUCCCUUCCCUGAAACCCUGAAUGCCAGCACUGCAGCCCCUGCAGUUUCUGCCCUUCCCAACACACUAACCCCCCAGCCCAGGGCCACUGGAGUUGAGGGCCGAGUCGGUCCUAUAGCUGUGCCAACAUCCAAAAGUGACAACAUUAUCAUCAUUCUGAUCUCGCUGUGUGUGGUGGUGGGCACUGUGGCAGUGAUCCUGGCAACCGUCUGCUACAUCAAGUUGCAGAAAGACUCGCGUCUGACUCAGAAGGUGGACUAUCCGGCCUUCAAAGGGACUGGCGUACCCCCGACCACAGCCAACGUUCCCUCUGUGGGAGACAAGACUCUGGCCCAAAACGCUCAAAUGUAUCACUACCAACAUCAAAAACAGCAGAUGCUCUCAAUGGGAAAUAACAAACCUGAACAGAAAGUCCAUGACUCCGAGGUCACAUCAGAUGAAGAGGAGGUGGGCGGGGACUUCACCGUAUACGAGUGCCCCGGACUUGCACCGACUGGAGAGAUGGAAGUGAAGAACCCACUGUUUGAUGACUCCACUUUACAUUAUCAGGGGAAUCACAAGUAAAUCUUGAGCACUUCACACACACACACACACACACUCACACAUACAUAUUUACACACAGCCAUACAAGCCACUUCUCUGGAAGUACCACGUGUUCUCACAUUGCAUGCAUAGAGAAAUGGAGAAUCCUGGCAGAGGUGAUUAAAAAAUGAAUGUUUUCUUGUUGGCCCUUUACUAUAUCUGUCCAUGGUAUGGCUUUUAUUACUACAAAUGUAUGUUGGGUUCCUGCAUAAUUGAUUUCUGUCCCUGAUUUUGAGCAUUCCUCUCUUUUAACAUAACAUUAUCAGAGUCCUCUCAGAUUUGUCCCCAUAGGUGUUUUAUCUUUGAGUUAAGAUUUUUUUUCCUCCACCAUUACUUUCCUUAAUUUCUGCAGCUAUUUCCAAAGAAUGUGAUACAAUAGCAGACAGGUACAACACACUGACAAACACAUACACAUACAUAAGCCGAGAAACAGGUGCCCUCUCCUUGUUUUGUCAUGCAUAGCUAGUGUCUAAACCACAUUCCUGACAGAUCAGAUCUCUGUGAUACCUCUGUAAAAACUCCCCAACACAACACAAGGUUGUUACCGUUGGUGUUGAUGAUUUUAUUCCUUGUCAUAUAAGCUGCACAUAAAGAUUUUAAGAUUAUAGAAUAUAAAUAUAUACGAAAAUGAAGUACUUGAUGAUGUCUGCUUGCAUGGUUUGACUGUACUGUGUUUGAAUAUUGGCAAUGCUUUGCUGAACUAUUCUGCCUCCUGUAUGUAUGCAUCCUGUUGCUGGAGGAGGAACUACAGUAAAAGUGACUUAUGAGCACUUGAAUGAAAUUUUGGUGACAGACUAUACUGAUGGAUGUGUAGGUGGUAAAUAUCACUAUCUUGUAUUGUCACUCUUUCCUCCCUGUCUUCUUGUCGGUCCCAAGUUAACUUCGUGCUGCAAAAUGUACAUACAAAGAGUGAAUGUGUUCACUUUUUAUAGAUAUUUGUACAUGCAGACCAAGGAUUGGAAUUAAAGUUUUUACCACACG
This is a messenger RNA of Anoplopoma fimbria (sablefish), 2224 nucleotides long. RefSeq names its product neural proliferation, differentiation and control, 1a (gene npdc1a). The transcript is spliced from 9 exons. The record is from RefSeq and is a predicted model, not a curated record. Bases 230 to 1225 code for a protein of 331 amino acids. Lineage: Eukaryota; Metazoa; Chordata; Actinopteri; Perciformes; Anoplopomatidae. Gene Ontology annotation, cellular component: membrane.